Messenger RNA from Onychostoma macrolepis, 2201 nucleotides. RefSeq names its product proteinase-activated receptor 1-like. The record is from RefSeq and is a predicted model, not a curated record. Gene Ontology annotation, biological process: thrombin-activated receptor signaling pathway; phospholipase C-activating G protein-coupled receptor signaling pathway; positive regulation of Rho protein signal transduction. Bases 223 to 1482 code for a protein of 419 amino acids. Gene Ontology annotation, cellular component: membrane. Gene Ontology annotation, molecular function: thrombin-activated receptor activity. Lineage: Eukaryota; Metazoa; Chordata; Actinopteri; Cypriniformes; Cyprinidae. The transcript has 2 exons.
AUGAUCUGUUUUUGAUGGAACAGUCAAACGAAUCAUUACAUUUAAAUGAGUCAUUUGUGUGACAUGCUGUCAUAUCAGUCAGCUGAGCGCAUAUUGCCUGACUCCAUUCGAUUGUCUAUGACUUGGUUGAUUAGAGCGUUGAACUGAAAACUGUAUUUGGCUCGGACAUCAGCCCCACCGACUCGGCUUAACCAGUUCGUCUGAUUCGGUGAAAAGAUUUAAAUGAAGGAUUGGGUUACAAAUCAGACGUCACCACUCCACAGUGCGGCUGUUUCUAUCUCACUAGAGAAUUUGCAGAAAGAAAAAUCUGCAGUUAGAAGUAGACAGUUGAUCGUCAUGGGAAUUAAAACAAUCUUGAUUUUAGUUGUAAUGGCACGUACAUGCACUGCCACCUUUGAAGACAAACUUGUAGGCAGUUUUGCUAUUAUAACAGACUGUAAUUCUACUCUGGACCAAGCAAAGCUCAGCUGUUCCUCAAUGUCCAUCUCAAAAGAGACUGUUGACUUCCUUAAAGGCCUGCUGGUCACACGCCUCAUGCCCUCGUUCUACAUCUUCAUCAUCCUCAUUAGUUUGCCCCUAAAUGGUUUGGCGAUGUUGACGUUCACCUGUAGGAUUCGAGAGAAGAAACCAGCCGUGAUCUACAUGUCUCACCUGGCGUGUGUGGACCUGCUCUUCACCCUGCUGCUGCCUCUGAAGAUCCACUACCAGCUGAACGCUUCAGAUUGGGUGUUCGGUGAGGCGGCGUGUCGUGUGCUCAGUGCAGCUUACUACUGCUACAUGUACUGCUCCAUACUGCUGAUGAUGUGCAUGAGUGUGGACAGGCUGCUGGCUGUGGUGUUUCCCAUCACCUCUCUGACCUGGAGGAGCACAAGGAAAGCUACACUCAUAUGCACAUUAGCCUGGCUGCUGGCGCUCACUGGUACGGUGCCACUUUUCUCAAUGAAACAAACAUUCAAGAUUAAGGAUGUGGGUGUCACUUGCCAUGAUGCACUCAUCCAUGCUGACCCUACAGAUCAGCAGUACAUGUAUCAGUACCAGUUCUCCAUCCUCUCCUGUGUCUACUACUUUGUGCCACUUAUCAUCACCUUAGUGAGCUACUCCACCAUCAUAUAUGUGCUCCAUGUAAAGUCUAAUCUCUUAGCUACAACAUCAUCCUCAUCUUCUGCCAACAGAAGGAGGGCAGUCAUUAUGGCUAUCGCUGUGCUGACUGAGUUUGUGGUGUGCUUUGCGCCAACCAAUGGCAUCCUAUUGUACCACUGUUUUCUUUUAGCUACUGGAUUCAACAGCGGUGAGGGAGAUUCAUCAUAUGCGGCUUACCUGUUGGCUGUGUGUUUGGGGAGCGCAAGUGUUUUUCUGGAUCCUCUUCUGUACUACUACGGCUCGUCUCAAUGCAGACAGCAGAUCCGCUCUGUGUUGAGGAGGGGGAAGACACUGCAAACAACCUCACCAACUAACACAGACAAAAUUCACAUCUCUCACUAAAACCAGGCUUGCCGUAAAACGUGAAACUGUGUGAAAUUGUAUUUGGGUCAACAUCUGUAUAUACAAAGCCCGUAGGCAUGCAUAAUGAAAACAUUAGACCUGUAGCAGAGAAUUAGUAUUUAGGUGUAACAAUAGACAAUAAGGUAUUGUGGAAAGAUCAUAUUGAGAGUUUGUGUAAAAAGACAAACCAGAUAACUUAUUUUCUUUGUCCUCUCAGGUCAUUUGGAGUAACAAAACAGAUUAUUGUAUUAUUCCUUAGAUAAGUAAUUAUGAGUGUCUUACAGUAUUGCAAUUCAGUUUGGUACAUGAGUUUGUUUGUUAGGCUAAAAACAAAGUUGAGGAACCAAAUUAAAAUCGGUUGAUAGGACAGCCUCUUAAAAAAGUUAUAUGAACUUUCUUAUCGUAAGAACCUCUUAAGGUUAACCAAGAAUAUUGUUUCUAACCCAUAGUCAUGUGUUGUAUAAUGAAUUUGUGCUUCUACCAUCUAAUCGUCGAUACAAGAUUUAAUCGAGUGAAAUCCAAACACUCUAUUGUAUAUCAAGCUGUCCUAGCACUGAAUGAGGUACAUAUAUAAAAUGAAAACUCCAGGAAUUAUGUGUUGUUGUUUUUUUUUUAAUUCUAUUGGGUUUACUGUGUCUAUAUAUAUAUUGUGAAUUAUUUUUUGUUUGUAAAGAUUUAGUGUGCAAAAACAUACUAUUACACAAGAAAAAAUUCAGACU